GGUAGUGUCGCACUUUUUGUAGCAAGAUAACGCUAUUUAGCAAGCUAGCUUGCUAAUGGAAGCGAGUGCUGAAACAAUUGAGGAAAACAAUUUUUAUAAUAUUUACAAAAUUGCAGUAUUUUAUUGAAUAUAGUAAAGUUUAGCAUACUGGUGUGCUUUGAUAUUUAGCCAACACAAAGAGAUAAUCUGGGAGAUUAUUUGAUUUCGUCAACUGGUAAUAGGGAUUAACCAAUUCACGUUAGCUAUUUUUGCUAACGAGCUAACAACAAUAACAGAGACAACAACAACAGCAAUUCAAGUGUGAUAACAGGCAGAUAUGGAGGAGACGGGUACCAUAGAGGUCACCGUUAAGACUCUGGAUUCGCAAAGCAGGAGCUACAAAGUCCGUGAACAGCUGACAGUAAAAGAGUUCAAGGAGCACAUUGCUGUAUCGGUGGAGAUCCCAGUGGACAAGCAGAGAUUGAUCUACCAGGGCAGAGUGCUGCAGGAUGAGCGGACCCUUACUGAAUACAACGUGGACGGGAAGGUGAUUCAUCUGGUGGAGCGAGCCCCGCCCCAGACCACCCAGUACGGCUGUGGGGGCGGAGGCGUGUCGUCCGGAGGGGCCGAGGGAGGGCCCAGCACCACCCACUCCUCCACCUCCCCCCAGGGAGGGCCCCAUGACCGCAACGGAAACAGCUACGUCAUGCUGGGAACCUUCAACCUGCCUGUCAACAUCAUGGACCCCCAGCAGAUCCAGAUGUCGGUUCAGCAGAUGAUGGCGGGAGUGGGAGAGGCCGGGCGGAGCACUCGAGUCAGCACCACCACGGGGGGCAACGGCUCCGUGGACGUGCACGUCAACGUGGACCAAUCGGUGCAGAGCGAGCCGAGGAUGAGGCUGCAGCUGGCAGAGAACUUCCUGAGGGACACCCGGAGCCUCAUCCACAGGCUGGAGGGUCAGCCCGGUGACACGCCGCCUCCAACGGAGGACACGCCCCCGCCCUCCUCUUCGUCUUCCUCAUCGACGGCAGCGGCGCAGCCCAUGGACACCUCUUCUCCAGCCCCGCCGCCUCCUCCGCCCUCAUCCUCCUCUUCCUCCACCCAAACAGAGGGGCCCCCCCACUCUGGUCCCAACCACCCCAGCCCGGCGGAGUUUGUGGAGGUGCUGGCCGAGGUGAGGAGGGUGGAGGAGAGGCUGCGGCCGUUCAUCGAGAGGACCCACUCCAUUCUGGGCGCCGCCACCUCUGCAGACUACAACAACAACACCCAGGAGAUGGAGGAGGACCAGCGCGUUCUCAACUUGGUCGGGGAAGCCGUCCGUCUCCUUGGUAACACUCUUGUUGCCCUUAGCGACCUGCGAUGUAAUCUCGCAACUCCGCCUCCCCGCCAUCUGCACGUGGUACGACCCAUGUCCCACUACUCAUCCCCUAUCCUCCUGCAGGGUGGUAUGCCCCACAUCCCCAUACCAAUAAACCUGGGAACCACGGUGACCAUGACGUCCAAUGGGAGGCAGGCAGCCGAAGGCCAAGCCCAGCCUCCUCAGGCUGGCGGCCAACCAGAUCAACCGGGGCAGGGGCAGGCUUCGCCUCAACAGCAGUAUGGCGUCAAUCAGCAGGCAGGGCAGGGGGCACCACGGGUGAUCCGAAUCACCCAUCAGACCAUGGAGCCUGUCGUCAUGAUGCAGAUGAACAUUGACGGCGAGACAGGAAGUGCUCCUGGACAACAGAACCCUCCAGUGGCUGGCCAGCCUGGAGCGGUGCCCAUGCACAUCCCCGGCCUUCCCCCUGAGUUCAUGCAGGCCAUCGUCCACCAGAUCUCCCACCAAGCCGCCGCCAUGGCAGCCGCCGCCUCGGCAGGUCACCCGGGGCAACCGCCAGCGGCCCCCGGCCCUGCCCCCAACCCCGAGGCCCCUUCCCCCCCCCAGCAGCCCCAGGCUCGGGUGGUCAUCACCCGGCCCUCGUUCUCCCCCCACAUCCCCCAGCCCGUAGGGACCAGGGGAGCCACUAUCAACCUGAGGGCAACAGCGCCCCCUGCUGCCGGCCAGCAGCCUGGACAGCCCAUCGCUCCCUCUCCUCUCACCCAGAUGAUCAGCGGUCUGGUCGGUCAGCUGUUGACGCCAGGCCAGCAAGGUGCCGAAACGUCCACCUCCUCUUCCUCCCACUCCCACUCGUACUCCUUCUCCACCUCCUCCUCGUCCUCCGACUCCUUCUCCUCCACCGCCUCGGUCCCUUCCCCUCCGACGUUCGCAAACGCCUCCGGUCAGACGUCCACGCACGCCCCCGGCACCGCGUCGGCGGGCCAGCCCCAAGAGGCCGCCCCGGACGCCAACCUGGCCCAGCUCCUGGGCUCCCUGCUGGGAGGAGCAGCCACGGCAGGGGCCCCCAGCUCUGGAAGUGCCCCCUCCAUCACCGUGACUGUGCCCGGCGUGCCUGGUUUCUUCCAGGGCAUGUCCGACUUCAUACAGGCUAACCAGACCAUCUUUUCCACACCUGGCCAGCCCCCUCCCCCUGGCCCUGGCACCCCGCCCCCCCCUCAGACAGGCCCAGCCCCCGCCCAGCCUGCCCAGCCCCCCAGCGGCAGUGCGGGGGGGGCGGGCGACACCCUGAGCCCGGAGCUGUUCACGGGCAUCGUGCAGGGGGUGCUCUCCACCAUGAUGGGCUCCCUGGGGGCUCCGCAGGGGAACAGCGAGAGCAUUGCCCAGUUCAUCCAGAGGCUCUCCCAGACCAGCAACCUGUUCACUCCAGGGAGCGGCGACGCCGUGGGGUUCUUUGGCGACCUGCUGUCCCUGGUGUGUCAGAGCUUCUCCAUGGUGGACAUGGUGCUGCUGCUGCUGCACGGCAACGCCCAGCCCCUCAGCCGCAUCCAGCCCCAGCUCACCGGCUUCUUCACCGAGCACUACCUCCAGGGCCGCCCGCCCACCGACGCCAACAUCGCCACGGCGGCCGAAGACCUCAUCAAUGGUCUGGAGGACUACAUAGCUGAAAGCUUCGCCACGGUGACGGUGCGCGAGGGGGUCGACAUCAUUCAGACCAACACCUCCUUCCUCAGGCUGCAGUUCACACGCAUAGCUACCCACAUCCUGCGCUGCACAGACCACAUGUUUGGGCCCCGCCUGCUGCUGCUGUGCACCCAGGGGCUGUUUGAGUGUCUGGCCCUGAACCUGUACUGCCUCCGAGGGGAGCAGAGGGCCCUGACGCAAGUCAUCAACCACCGCAUCAGGAGGAUGUCGGCGGAGGUCAACCCCAGCCUGGUCAACUGGCUGACCAGCAUGAUGUCCAUGAGGCUCAACCUCAUCCUGGAGCACAACCCUGUCACCGAGGACCACAUCCAGAACUACGUCAUCUACUCCCAGAGCGAGCCCUCCCAUAGGGCAGAGCCCGAGGCGCGUACAGGAGGCCAGGAGGCGGAGCCUCUGAACGUGGAGAUGGACGACACGCUGUCCCCCGCCCCUGCCACCACUGCAGAGGAGGCCCUGGCCUCUUCCGGCCCCCGCACGGCGCCCCGAGAGGCCACGCCCUUCCGCAGGGCGUCGUCGGGGGAGCUGCGAGGAGCCGCCACCGCGCCAACCGGGAGGGAGGAGUCGGGGCUGGAGGCGGAGACUUGGGCCGCCGCCGUACCGCCUGAGUGGAUGCCGAUCAUCAGGCACGACAUGCUAUCCCAGAGGAAGAUCAAGACCCAGCCGCCUUUCUCCGAUGCCUACCUCCACGGGAUGCCUGCCAAGAGGAGGAAGACCGCCCAGGGAGAGGGGCCCCACCUGUCCCUGUCCGAGGCCGUGAGUCGAGCCGCUCGCGUGGCAGGGGUCCGGCCCGUCACGUCCCCAGACAGCCUCCAGGGGGAGCUGGAGAGCCCCGAGCUACAGGAGGCCUACACAGAGCAGGUGAGGAGUGACCUGAGGGAGAGGGUGAGGGAAGAUCCGGACUACAGCUCCCAACGUUUCCCCAAUGCACACCUGGCUUUCUCCUUCGAAGACUCCUAGUUCCUGUCCAUAUCUCAUUCUGUUCAAUCAGUUCACAACAUUCCCACAGUUCCCCACUGGUUUUUCAACAGUCCCAAUGACAGCUGAUGGAAUUCAUAUUUUGUCAUCGACGGAACUACCACUGAAAAUGCCAAUUGAUAAAUGUUUGCUAGCUGUCAGUGUAAAAUGUACCAAUCUUUCAACUACCACACCAAUCUCUCAAUGUUGUGACUCAAAGUAACUUUUUAUCCACUCCUCCAGAACAUAGUUUUUUUUUAUUUUAUUAAUUGUAUGUAUUUAGGAGGCACUGUUGUAAAUUAGCACAAAUUGUACAUUGUAAUGGUGAUAUAAGUGCAAAACCUUUUCUUGUUAGAGUCAACUAACACGUUUGCCAUGCCAUAGAUAACAUUGUCUUUGCUCAGAGGUCAGAAGUCCAGAUCUAGGCUUCUUGUUGACUGCUAAACUAGAGGUGAGGAACAGAUUGUAGGGUUUGUGUAACCUUGUUAGUAUGACAAUUGUGUGCAGAUACAGGGUACUCCAGUAUGGUGGUGUUUUAGCCAUUAAUUAUGUUGAAAUGCAUUUAUUUUGGGAGCCUUUGAUCAACGAUCGAACCCCUGUCAACGCUCCCUCAAUGAGCACAGCUUUUUGAUUUUAGAAUGUGUUGUAAAAACUUGAAUGCCAACCCUGUGCUUGUGAACAUACUUACUGAAAUAAACACAUCAAGCUUGA
This is a messenger RNA of Hypomesus transpacificus, 4663 nucleotides long. It is a transcript of the gene bag6l, whose product is annotated as BCL2 associated athanogene 6, like. Gene Ontology annotation, cellular component: BAT3 complex. Gene Ontology annotation, molecular function: polyubiquitin modification-dependent protein binding; misfolded protein binding. Lineage: Eukaryota; Metazoa; Chordata; Actinopteri; Osmeriformes; Osmeridae. The record is from RefSeq and is a predicted model, not a curated record.